This is a messenger RNA of Nylanderia fulva, 1172 nucleotides long. Its product is annotated as transmembrane protein 164. NCBI's taxonomy places the organism in Eukaryota, Metazoa, Arthropoda, Insecta, Hymenoptera, Formicidae. The record is from RefSeq and is a predicted model, not a curated record.
GAGGGGGAGGUUUCGAAUACCGCGGCCGAAGUCUACUUUGACAGUCCGAUGUAUCGUAAAUUGUUUUGAUUUAUAGUGCGGAUAAGCACGCAUCACGUUCCGGUGGACGACAUCUUCCCGAAACCUUUUUAUUUUAGUUCUAAAGGAGAAGUUAAUUUAAGACGAUGUUCGAGUGGGCAUAUGAUGGUAUAAAUGGCUCUAUACCACGCAACGUUGGUCCAGAAUGUGCAAAUUACCUGACCCUGAAGCGAAGGAUCAUAGAAACACUAUUUAUAUCUGCAUAUAUCAUAUCCUGCAUCAUAUGGGGCCUGAAGCAUGUAACAUUGCCAAAGAAUCUGGCCUACGUCGGUCAGGAUCGUGUCGGCAGGCGAGUCCUGCUGAUUAUAAUGUCAUUAGUCCUGGGAAUGGAGAUUGGCUUUAAAUUUACCAGCAGAACUGUUAUAUAUUUGUUAAAUCCUUGUCAUAUUACAACGGCUCUACAAUUGUAUUUGUUGGCUGCGGAUCCUAGUCCGACAGUCACUGCUAUCUUCAGGAUACAUUUAAAUCUGUUGAAUGGACCGGUACUAGCAUACUUGUUUCCAGAGACAGAAUCUAGAAUUAUAUUGGCAGACAAAGCAAUGUAUUAUAUUCAACAUGGUUUAAUGCUAGUCAUACCAUAUUAUUUAUUGAGGAUUGGAGGUGUAUAUAACAUUGAGCCUUUAUCUGAUAUGAGCUGGUCAAUUCUCAGUUUUGGCCUCAAUGCAGGAUAUCAUUUUUGGAUUCUUCAAAGCGUUGCCUUGCCUGUACAGGUAAAUCUCAGUCACAUGUUAUGUGCAGCUGUUCUGGAUCCAUUUGAAGGUCAAAAUUAUCGAAUAUGGGCAAUAACUCAUCAAUCGUUAUUGUGUCCCACACUGUCUAAAUUGUUUAGUUUUGGAUCCAAUUUUUUCUUGACCAAGUUUCCACCAACUAGAGUUAAACAAACAUUAGAAUGCACAAUUCCAAAGAAGAAUUGUACAUAUGAACAGAACGAGAAGUUACAUGAAGACUCUAAUACCUCAGGAAAUGGCCAUACACAUUUUGAUUAGUUUGACGGCAGGAGUUGUCAAGGGUACAUGACUUUAUCUUGAUUGAACUAUCGCAUUUAUAAUUAUAUCUAUUAUAACAUCUUCAAACAUCAUCUACAGGAAAGUUAC